AUGAAGAUAAAAGAUACGAUGAUUGUCAAGUUGUUGGUGUUUGCUCUGUUGAUUGGCACCGGUGCCAGCGAUUCUCACCUUCGCCCCGUGGCCAGUCCGGAACCCAAUGAGAAAGCAUCAUCGCUUGCCGCGACCACUACUGGUACUGCUGUCGGAAAUGAAUUCCACCGAUUCCUCCAAUUGGAUGCACUCGUCUUGAAUAGUUUGGUUGAUCUGUUUGUCCCCGAGUUGGCAGACGAAGUUCAGAACCUCGCCAAGGAAAACAUGGACCCGGUCGACAUCAACUACAGCACUUUGGAAGAUCAGGGAGAAUUGGAUCUCAACGUCAACAGAACUUUUUGCAACCACACUACCGCCAUUGUCGUUGCUACCUAUGCUAUUGGGGUGGUUACCGGUAUGGGCACCAUGCAGGUCAACAGUCUCGAGCUGGUACCCGGCACGGCCAACAUCAAUCUUCCACCCUUUUCCAUCAUUCCCGGGGCAGCUGUCACCACGUGGGAGGGCGUUUGGGAUGUCGACGCAAAUUUUGUCAACUUUACAGCAGCCACGGUAGCCACUCUGGCCAAGACAUUUUGUAAUUUUACUUUUGAAGAAUCACUGGCGGGGGACAGUGUGAUCGUGUCCCCAACAGCCACCGUGAGGAUAAAGUUGGAGGGAGAGACGAAUAACAUUUACGACUUCCAAGCCUCCAGUCAACUCAAUGCCGCAACAAUUCAAUCCUUUACUGUGGGAUACCAGUCCAUUGUCGCUCAGAUUGGGACUUGGACCGACUGGGUCACUCUGGAUGCAGAUGAGCCCUUGGUAGAAAUUGGCAACGAGGGAUUUGCUGGUGACAUCAGAGACCUGAUAUUGGAACAGAUGCAGAACGGACUCAACGAUGCCAUGCCCUACAGCCUAGGAGGAUAA
Messenger RNA from Seminavis robusta, 906 nucleotides. Lineage: Eukaryota; Bacillariophyta; Bacillariophyceae; Naviculales; Naviculaceae. The record is from the annotation of a GenBank genome assembly.